AUGGUGUUGAAGCUCUCGAUCAAGACGCGUAAAGGCGACGCUGGGCGGCAUACCCUUCUUCGUCAAUUUUCCAGCACCUCAGCCGUCUCCUCGGCCCCGUCUACGCCGCCGAUCUCGCCGCUUUGUUCCCCCGCCCCCCUCUCAGCGUCAACUUCACGCUCAGAGUCCAUCCCACCCACUCGGCGCGCCCGCACCCGCAUCAUCCCAUUCGCCUCUCCCACCUCAACUCAAAAAACUUCCCCGCCCUUGGCUUCCCCCUCCAGCCAAGCUCCUUCGCCACUAGCUUCACCCUCCAGCCACGCCGGGCCGACCCGCCGCGCCUCCCUCUGGGCUCGCGUCAAGCGCCGCUUCACCUCGCGGCCCACGCGCACCCCACCUCCCGAAACCAAUGCGGACGCGCCACCCGCCGCCCAGUUCUUCGACGUCCUCCACGACGAGCCCGAGACCUACACACGCGCCCCUGCCCUCCUCUGCGCCACGACCUACCUCCUCGCCUCCGCAGGCCAGCUCUUUCUCGACGCACUCUUCGCAACCGCCCACAUCGCGGCACACCCCACCAGCCCGCCCCGCGUCCGCUGUGUCCUCCGUAACGCAGCGGCCACGGCCGACCGCCUCGCGCGGCUAUGUACCGUCCUCCUCGUACUCAUCUACAUCGCCGCGCGCCUCCUCCUCCUCCCCCCUGCCCAGCUGUGGGCGGGCAACCUCUUCGUCGUCCCCGCGUGGGCUGCGCCGACGCUAAAAGUGUGGCCGAAGCACCGCCCCUUCCGCCCCAAGCCCGGUCCGGUGCCGAUCACCGACUUUCGCGGCCUAGGACAAUACGCACUAGACAUGUGGCUCCAAGCUGCGCGCGCGGCGCAGCCGACAAUCUACGGGAUAUCGCACCUCCUCUUCGCGGCCGCG
Molecule: messenger RNA, 900 nt
Organism: Cutaneotrichosporon oleaginosum
Lineage: Eukaryota; Fungi; Basidiomycota; Tremellomycetes; Trichosporonales; Trichosporonaceae
Source: RefSeq, a predicted model, not a curated record